This is a messenger RNA of Planococcus citri (citrus mealybug), 1579 nucleotides long. RefSeq lists its product as uncharacterized. Gene Ontology annotation, molecular function: protein binding. The coding region runs from base 272 to 781 and encodes 169 amino acids. The transcript is spliced from 4 exons. NCBI's taxonomy places the organism in Eukaryota, Metazoa, Arthropoda, Insecta, Hemiptera, Pseudococcidae. The record is from RefSeq and is a predicted model, not a curated record.
AAUAGCACAUGACUAGGUGAUGCAUUAUUGCACUAUUGGUAGUAAUGCAAAUUAAUUAGGUAUCGAAAGAGCAUUAUUGAAAUAAAUACACCUCUUGAUUCUUUUUGUAAAGAUUGAAUCGAGUUUCAGAAGUGAAGUGUCAUUAUUAGAAAGCUGUGCAGUCAAUUCGAACAGAUUGAAAUCCCAACUUGUACAACAAAAACGAGAUAUCAGCAGUCGCAGAGAAAUCGUUGGUUCAAGUCAGAAUCUGCUUCCACAUCAAGCAAUCAUUAUGGAAGAAAUGAAACUUCGUAAAUUUCUACAAGAUGCAAAAAUCCCAGAAGAUGACGCGGAGGUGUACCUAUCAUUAUUCAUACAGAAUAACCUCGAUGAAUCGCAUAUAGCCAAUUUAAAAGAAGAACAACUCAUUGAAAUGGGCAUUAAGAAUAUAGCUCACAUCAAUCGCAUUUUGAACGAAGCGAAGAAGCAAGAAACGGCAUCAAACGAUGACAUUCAACGAUUAAGAGAAGAAGUUCAGGCUUCAGGAAAAAGAAUUCUGCAUGUAGAAGAAAGACUACAGCGUUUACAAGAAGAAGUUCGGCAUAGUGGAGAAAGACUUCAGCGUUUAGAUGAAGAAGUUCAGCAUAAUGGAGAAGGAAUUCAGCAUGUAAGAGAAGCAAUUCAAUAUAAUGAGGAAAUAAUUCAGCAUCUAAAAGAAGAAAUGCAGUAUAAUAGAAAAAGAAUUCAGCAUCUAAUAAAAGCAAUUCAGCAUAGGCUAAUGGAGAAAGAAUUCAGCAUCUAAAAGAAGCAACUCAGCAUUUAAGAGAAAAUAUGUACAUUGAUUUUUAUUUUUAAUAAUUAAUUAAGUAGGUACCUAUUAGGACAUUUUUUUCAGAAAUAGAUAUUUAGAUUUAUUGAGAAAUUAAGACUUAGUAUUAGCAAUCAUCAUCGGAGGAGCGGACUUGAAAUAAACAAUGAAUAUUUUCCUUAGGUACGAAGAUUUGACGUAACUUAUUGUAAACAGCCAAGGCCAACCUAAAAGUUAUUUGACCAAUUCUUAGAAAAUUUGUAUGAGGUGAAAUGUUCAAGUUCAUAUAAUCAAUUAAUCAUACUCCAUCUGGAUAAAAUAUUUCUAAUUUAAUGGGCUUGAAUACAUUGUAGAAAUAUCUUUACUAGUGUGGAGAAAAGAAGCAUGAUUAAAAUGUGAAAAUCUAGAAACAGUUGUAAGAUACCUACAGGUAAUUCUGGAGGAAUAUGCUCAACUGAUGUAAAAAUUAUUCAUGAGGAGUGUGGAUUUUUUAGUACCUAGUACCUACAUAUUGUCAUCGUAAAACCCUGCGUUUUAUUCAAAUGUUUGAUUUUGAUUUUCUUUCUUGUAAUUUGUGCUCAGCUUACGUUUAUCGUUGUACAUAUAUAGAUUGGCUAUAGGUAAGUGGCUCAUCUUUAGUUUUAAUUUCUGAAAUAUUUCGAGCUUCGGUUUCGUGAGCACGAAGGCGUUCAAUGUGAAUUCUUUGGCAUAAUAAUUCGUAUCUACCUACUGGUAAAACUUCUAUCUUUAAAUACCUAUUGUAAUCUUUUAAUUUCAUUAAAUUAAAAAAAA